Molecule: messenger RNA, 2177 nt
Organism: Pieris rapae (cabbage white)
Lineage: Eukaryota; Metazoa; Arthropoda; Insecta; Lepidoptera; Pieridae
Product: importin subunit alpha-1
Exons: 11
Coding region: 162-1688 (508 amino acids)
Biological process (GO): NLS-bearing protein import into nucleus
Cellular component (GO): nucleus; cytoplasm
Molecular function (GO): nuclear import signal receptor activity; protein binding
Source: RefSeq, a predicted model, not a curated record
AAAUUUAUUACAGUUGAUUGCCGCUACUAUACCUCUAACCACACAUGUAAAAACACUUGCUCAGUUUUAACUUUUAAUUGUAGGUCCAUGCGGAUUUAAUUUAUUUUAGAUUUAACUGCUGCUUACGAAUUAUUUAUUUUAUUCUAUUUCGAAAAUAUAAAAUGUCGGACAAAACUCACACCUCUAGGCUAGCUGCUUACAAGAAUGCUGGGCACGGAGUUAAUGACCUUCGCCGAAAACGUGUUGAAUUGAGUGUCACUCUUCGCAAGCAAGCUCGAGAUGAACAGCUACUCAAGAGAAGAGCAAUGUCCCCCGAAGCUGAUGAAGUACAGGAUUCUGAAUAUGUCAUGACACCACGCGAAAUUGUAAAAGGUUUAAAAUCGUCCGACCUGUCCAUCGUAACAGCAUCAGCAAGAGCUGCCCGAAGGAAACUCUCCAAAGAACAGAAUCCACCAAUAAACAUCAUGCUGGAAGUUGGUGUUCUGAAACCGUUGGUUGAUGCGUUACACAGGGAUGACUGUAAUGACUUGCAAUUUGAAGCAGCUUGGGCAAUCACCAACAUCGCAUCUGGCACACAUGAGCACACAAUGGCUGUUGUAGAUAGUGGUGCAAUUCCGCAACUGAUAGCCCUCUUGGCCCAAGGAGGGGCAGUAGGAGAGCAAAGUGCCUGGGCCUUGGGAAACAUAGCUGGCGAUGGUGCACAGACAAGAGACAUUGUACUGUCCCACGGGGCUUUACCUGCCCUAUUGCCCCAUUUGCAAAUAAACAGUCCCACGUCGCAAUUAAGAACAGCUGCUUGGACUUUUAGCAACUUGUGCAGGAAUAAGAACCCAAUAGUAAACUUCGAGGUAGUUUCCCCAGCAUUGCCAUACAUUACUGAAUUGUUAGAAAUAGAUGACCAAGAAGUGCUAGCGGAUACUUGCUGGGCCCUGUCCUACCUAACUGAUGGUCCCAACGAACGUAUUGAGGAGGUUCAAACCACCCCUAAUUUACUCUCCCGUCUGAUGAAUCUGUUGCAGCACAAAUCUCCAGCUGUUAAGACUCCGGCCUUACGAACUGUGGGCAAUAUGCUUACUGGAUCCGAUGAACAGACGGACAGAUGUCUCCAAGCAAAUUGCCUAGAUUAUCUAACCGAGUUGCUACACUCUGGUGUCACGUCAUUAGUGAAAGAAGCUUCUUGGGCGGUGAGCAACGUUCUGGCUGGUACCAGUGAACAGAUUCAACUAGCAAUUGAUAAAGGAAUGCUGAUUCAUCUGGUGCAUGUUCUAGGUGUAAGCGAUAUUAGAUGUCAAAAAGAAGCCGCCUGGGCAAUCACAAACUUAUGUCUGGGUGGAACUCCGAUGCAACUUGAUGCCUUAGUAUCUGCGGGCUUCAUUGAGCCAUAUUGUGCUUUGCUAGACUCUCAGGACCACAGAGCAAUUAUUGUUGUAUUGGAAGGAUUAACAAAUCUUUUGCAGGCUGCUGCUAAAUUUGGUCAAGUGGAACCAUUAUGCAUUCAAUUGGAAGAAAUUACAGCUUUGGACAAAAUUGAGGCACUUCAAGAGCAUGAAAAUGAACAGAUCUACAAGAAGUCCCUUCAUAUUUUGGACACAUACUUCAAUGAUGCCGAAGACCAUAUUGCCCAGCCAGAACAAACGAACGAAGAAUUCCAGUUUGGAAUCAGCUCAAAUCCAAAUAUCAAUUUUUAAGUAUUCCUAGAAUUUUUAUAGAUAGACUAAUUUUUUCUGUUUUUUUUUCAAUUAGCCUAUAAUUUUACUAGAACUUUUGUAGAUAUGAUUCAUUGUUUUAUGUACAGGGCCUAUAAGACUAAUUUUAAAAAUAGACUAAUGGUUUCAGAAAAAAAUCAAAUAAUAAAAAUAUAUUUUAUUUUCUUUAAAUUUUUUUAGAUAAGACUCAUUGUUUUAAGUAUAGGCUAAUAUUUUGUACAAAAACGUCAAAUUAUGAAAAUGUAUUAGAAUAUUUAUGCUUUUAAAGUUUGAGAUCUCAGUUGUCUUGUAUACUUAACUUAAUCAUUCCAUAUAUAUUUGAUAGACUUUUUAAAAAUCCACUUCAAUAUAGUAUUAUUUCUACAUGUGCAAAUAAUGUCCUGUGUUGUGAAUGAGAUAUUUUUAAGAAGUUCUUCAUAAGUGCCUUAAGUACAGAUGAGCUGGUCUCUUAAUAAAAGUUAUUAUCAUGAA